UUCGUUAAAGAGCGGGUCAGUGUUGCUGUUCAGUGGUGAUAAUGGCGGAGGGGGGCAGUUAUAUAGACAGUGAUAAGUUUAAGUGCCCGGUGUGUCUGGACCUGAUGCGGACUCCGGUCACUAUCCCGUGCGGACACAGUUACUGCAUGCUGUGCAUCAGCCGUUGCUGGGAUAAGAAGGAUAGCAGCGCCGGGGGCCCGCAGGCCUGCCCGCAGUGCCGCCACAAGUUCACCCCCAGACCCAAACUGGCCAAGAACGCGCUGCUGGCGGAGCUGGUGGAGAAGCUGCGGGAGGAGCGGCGGGUGGCGGGCUGCUCUCAGACUGAACCGGGGGGCGCUGGAGCUGCUGGGGCUGCGGGAACAGCGGCGGGAGGAGCGGCGGCGGCGGACGUGCCCUGCGAUGUGUGUAUAGGAGCUAAAGCUAAAGCCACCAGGUCCUGCCUGGUGUGUCUGGCCUCGUACUGCGAGCAGCACCUGCGGGCCCACUACCAGUCCCCCGCCUUCAGGACCCACCGGCUGAUCACCGCGGCCGGCCGCCUGCAGGACCGCAUCUGCCCGCAGCACAACAAGCUGCUGGAGUUCUACUGCCAGUCCGAUAAACUCUGCGUCUGUUACGUCUGCAUGUUCAACGAGCACAAAGGACACAACGUCGUGUCCGCGGAGACAGAAAGAGCCACCAAGAAAAUACAGAAACAGCUAGCUGCCGCUCAGCAGAGCUCCCAGCAGAAGAUCCGAACCAAAGAGAAGGAGCUGAAGGAGCUGAAGCAGACCAUGGGAAAUUACAAGAACCCGGUGAAAUCCACGCUGUCUGAAAGCUGCUCGAUACGGGACUCCCUGAUUAAAGGCGUGAAGCAGUGGCAGACUGAACUGGAGAAGCUGAUCAAAGCUGAAGAAAGCAAGGCUGUUAGCGCUGCUCAGAGCGUUUUGGCCCAGCAGGAGCAGGUGCUGGCUGAUCUGAAGAAAAGAGACGCUGAGCUCCAGCAGCUGUGCCGAUCAGAUGAUCACGUCCAUUUCCUCAAGAACUUUGAGGCGCUGUGUGAAGCGUCCCCAGACCCCAGCUUUGACACCUCGACUGCAGCUGCCGGGGCGGUCGUAUCUGUCCGAGAGCGUCUGGAGGAGGUCUGCAGUGACCAACUGGCUGCUUUUUCCAGAAGGGCAAAGGAAAUAGAGGGGCUGAUCUUCGUGCCGAAAACCAGGACGGAUUUUCUAAGAUAUGCCUGCACUCUGACGUUCGACGUCAACACUGUAAACGGCUAUCUGGAGCUGAAUCACAAGGAGCGGACGGUUAUGUGCGACUCGUCCUGCUUCUGCCCCGGGAUCGACAUCUGCAACCGCUUGCCCCGGCCUUACCCGCCUCACCCUGAGCGAUUUGACCACCAGCAGCAGGUCUUGUGUAAGGAGCCUCUUUACGGAGGACGCUUCUAUUGGGAGAUCGAGGGCACCCCACUAAAAGGGUGCAUUGGCGUCUGUUACGGCAGCAUCCCCAGAAAAGAGCACAGCUUCCUGGACGAUCUGACGAACAGCCAGAAGUCGUGGUGUGUGGAAUGCGGGCAGGGAUACCCUUUCGCCGUGCGCCACGGCCCCUAUGUCGUCCACAAGUAUUUUGCGGACGAUGUCAAAUGGGAAAGUUCAGAUCCAGGAAAGAAUACGACCACAGUCGGCAUGUUUCUGGAUCAUUCUGCUGGCAUCCUGUCGUUCUAUUUGAUCAACAAAGGGAACAUGUACCACAUGUACACCUUCCGCACCACGUUCACUGAGCCGCUCUAUGUAGGCCUGAGACCAUGUCCCACUCGCACCUUAAAACUGUGUAGUUUGGAGCCACCAGCCCCAGUCGGCAAGUCGGAGCUGGGUGGAGGAAUCUGAUUUUCUCUCUUUUUUUUUUUUUUUUUUUUUUUUUUAUAAUUUUAUUUCAUUUCAUUUUAAUUUUUGAAAAAUAGUUAAGUAGAAUAGAAUCCGUUAAUGCGGCAAUGCUUUGACUUACUAAAGUUUGGGCACCCUUGGUCAACAUCUGUUACUGUGAAGUCUGUUAGUUAAGUGAAAAUUUAUGAUGAUAAAUAUGAAUCAGAUCGAUUUUUUUUUUUUUUUUUUUUUUUUUUUUUUUUUUUUUUUUUUUUAUUAA
Messenger RNA from Astyanax mexicanus (Mexican tetra), 2118 nucleotides. Its product is annotated as E3 ubiquitin-protein ligase TRIM47-like. Lineage: Eukaryota; Metazoa; Chordata; Actinopteri; Characiformes; Acestrorhamphidae. The record is from RefSeq and is a predicted model, not a curated record. The transcript has 6 exons. Gene Ontology annotation, molecular function: zinc ion binding; protein binding. The coding region runs from base 42 to 1862 and encodes 606 amino acids.